UAGCAGCCGCGAGGAUGAUCCAAUGAUGUUUUCUGGCUGCGAGUGCCAAGGGGUAAUUGCAAUACGGGCAUUGACCGUGACAUGAGGGGUAGUCCAUUCAAGCCUCGCCAUUACAUCCAAAAUCCCUUGGCGAAUGAAGGCAAGGCGAACCACCCCGCUUGAGACACACAUCUUCUUCGGUCCUUCUAGUGCCAUAUCAGCGGAAAGGUACACAGAUAUUGCAUUAUACGAGUAUGGUUCUUCAAUUGGAAUUCGUUCUUGGAAAUAAUCAAGUGGUUCAGACGCAAGCUAAUGUAAGGGCGUUAUCUGCCCAUUAGUCGUCCCAAAAUAUCUCCUUUGCGGUGGUAGAUGCCAAAGUAUGUCGAUCUGUGAUAGAUCGAUGGCAAAGAUAUGGCCUACCAAUGACUUUCGGGUUUUUCUUUCCGAAGAACCGGAAGUCGAUUCUCUAGAUAAGAGGCAGGGAAGACACGGAGCGAAAAGAGCAAUUAGAGCCGUGAAUUGCCUAUAAAUUCCGUUUAUCUUUUGAUUCUCGCUUAUGAUUGGUCAUUGACUUUGAGCUUUUGAAUUUACAUUCAAUGGAUUUCGAGGUGAAUGGCACUGUAGAUAGCUUGGACUUGCAUCGCCUCACUUGAGCACGCACAUGCACCUUGAAGUUGCAGCAACAUAAAGACCCUCGGUCGCCCUCCUCCUUACUUCAACCCCCCCUCCGUCGUACACACUCCAACCUGCUCGGCGAAACCACCAGCGAUUGCGAAAAUAAAUUGCGGACACAGAUUGCGAACACAGCUUGCGAACACAAAUCGCGAAUAUGGCUACUAAUCCCGAGGCCCUCGAAGUCAUCCCCCCUUCCACCGUACCUGGCGAGAAGCCAAAAGGUGCUGGUCGCGUAUAUCGAUACGACGAUUACGACGAUGAUAUUCAAGGCGAUCACCCCACUGAGGAGGAAUUUCACACCCUUCGACGAGUUGCGGACAAGAUUCCUUUCGCCAUCUAUACCGUAGCUUUCAUUGAACUCUGCGAGCGGUUCUCUUACUAUGGUACCACUGUUGUGUGUAAGUUGAUCUCAUAUUCCUCUCAAGUCUGCAUACUUCACCUUUGCGAUUUCGAUCUGGACUUUGCCGCAUGAAGCUCGGAUUGUCAAUAUCGCAAGCGCUUUCAACACACGAAUAAAACAGCUAAUUGCCUCCUUCAAUUACCUCCCCCUCUACUCUUCUCUAACUUUCAUAGUUACCAACUUCAUCCAACAACCCUUACCUGAUGGAUCCAACACUGGCGCAGGAUUCACCGAUGGUCAAUCUGGAGCUCUCGAUAAGGGACAACGGGCCUCAACUGGAAUUACCACCUUCAACCAGUUUUGGGUUUAUUUGAUUCCUCUCUUUGGUGCUUAUAUGGCAGAUGCUCGCUGGGGACGUUAUAAGACUAUAGCUAUUGCUGUAAGUAACUAAUUCUCACUACCUCUCGUACUCUUUCUCGCUUACACGUUAUUGCCUUUUUCUCUUCUCUCUGUCUUUCAUUUCUAAAAUUGCGAUUAAAAUGCUAACAUACUCUAGCUUGCCAUUGCCAUCAUAGGUCAUGUAAUCUUGAUCAUCUCCGCCAUCCCCCCAGUCAUCGUCAAACCCAAUGCCUCAAUGGGAAUCUUUAUCGUCGGACUAAUCAUUAUGGGUGUCGGAACCGGAACCUUCAAACCCAACAUUUCACCCUUGGUUGCCGAACAACUUCCCUUGACCAAGAUGAUCGUCCGCGACCUGCCAUCCGGAGAACGAGUCAUCGUCGACCCAGGCGUUACCCAAACUAGAACGUACAACUACUUCUACCUCUUCAUCAACAUCGGUGCCCUCCUCGGACAAAUCGCUAUGGUGUACUGUGAGAAAUACGUCGGCUUCUGGUUGUCGUUCCUCUUGCCUACUCUUAUGCUCUGUCUCUGUCCUCUGGUUUUGAUCUGGGGAAAGAAGCGAUAUAAGCGAACCCCCGCAACAGGCUCGGUCUUGAGCAAAGCCAUGAGACUCUUCAUCCACGCAAACAAAGGUCGCUGGUCACUCAAUCCAGUAGCAACCUACAAGCGCCUCCACGACGGUACAUUCUGGGAGGACGUUAAGCCAUCUCGUAUUGAUCCUUCUCUCCGCCCACGUUGGAUGACCUUCAACGACCAGUGGGUUGACGAGGUCCGUAGAGGUUUCCACGCUUGUUCUGUAUUCUGUUGGUUUCCAAUUUAUUGGCUAACAUACAACCAACUGAAUAACAAUCUCGUUAGUCAGGCUGCGGUGAUGAAGCUUAAUGGAUUGCCGAAUGAUGUGUUGUCAAAUUUGGAUCCGUUUGCGCUGGUUAUUUUGAUUCCGAUUUGCGACUUGGUGCUCUAUCCCACAUUACGAAAGUGGAAGAUCAACUUUUCGCCUAUCAAGAGUAUGUUCUUCUCCCUCGCCUCCUCUCGCUUCCUCUCGCUUCCCCCAUCCCCAUCCUCUUCCUCACAAUUAGAUAUCACAAUAUAACUAACCCACCCCAGGAAUCACAGCAGGAUUCUUCUUGGGCUCCGCAUCCAUGGUCUGGGCCGCCGUAGUGCAAGCCUACAUCUACAAAGACUCCAUCUGCGGCAACAUGGCAGCCGGCACACUACCUGCCUCUCUCGGCGGCGACGGCGAGGAAUCCUGUCCACCAGUUAGCAUCAACGUGUGGGCGCAAACGGGGGCUUAUAUCCUCAUCGCCAUCUCGGAGAUCUUCGCGUCCAUCACGAGUCUCUCGUAUGCGUACUCCAAAGCACCUGUUAACAUGCGUAGUAUGGUCAUGUCGAUUGCGCUGUUCUCGAAUGCGAUUAGUGCUGCGCUUGGCGAGGCGUUUGUUACGUUGAGUGAGGAUCCUUUGUUGGUUUGGAAUUAUGGGAGUAUGGCUGUAAGCCCCCCCUUUCCAUCUUUUUACCAUUUUCCCUUCAUCCCUUCAUACCCCUCCUCUCCCUAUGUCUUCGGAUUUGUGAGUGUGUUGGACUAAUGUGUAACAGGUAAUCUCAUUCAUCGGCGGCAUCCUAUUCUGGCUCAUGUACCGACACCUCGACACCGCCGAAGACCACCUCAACAUGCUCCCCGCAGGCCACCUCGUCGUAAGCAAGCGAGUGGACGAUGAGGCUGAGCGAGGGGCGGAGACUAUCCCAGAGGUGAAGGAGUGAUUCGGCGACUCAUUACCGGCUUCUUAUUUCGGAUAUUUUUCUUUUCGGAGCUGAUGAAUGCAUGAAUGAUACCACUUGUAGUUGUCCUUAUUUUUCUCUUUACCUUUACUAGUCAGUGAUGAGGAUGAGAGAGAGGGGGGGGGGAGAGUUGGUGGUGGGUGUUAAUACGUAGGUGGGAGAGGGAUAGAGUUUAUGAACGAAUGAUAGUUACGUAGGAGGUCCUUUCG
This is a messenger RNA of Hymenoscyphus albidus, 3381 nucleotides long. NCBI's taxonomy places the organism in Eukaryota, Fungi, Ascomycota, Leotiomycetes, Helotiales, Helotiaceae. The record is from the annotation of a GenBank genome assembly.